AUGGCCGGUAGUGGCACAGAUAGUGAUGACAAUGGCGUGGGCUUCGCACCCAUCAAGUCCAACCAUAACCGUCGCAGCUCUGGUCUUCGACGUUCCGGUUCCCUGAACCGUCAGCUCACCCGGCAAUCCACCAAGGAGACUCGCCGCGAUCCGAACCUCGACCCCGAUUCUCUCCCAUAUCGUACCUUGUCCCAAGAUGCCAACUUCGACGAGUACACUACAGAGCACCAGUCGGGAGAGAUCAAGGGUCCGGUCGUGCGCGAGCCCUCGGGCAAGGAGACGCAUUACAAGCUGGUCACCUUCACGCCAGGUGACCCCGAGAACCCCAAGAACUGGAGCAAAUUAUACAAGUGGUACUGCACUAUGGUUGUCGCAAUUACCUGCUUUGUCGUGGCGUUUGCUUCAUCCGUCGUGACAGCUGACCUGAAGGGCGUCGAGGAAACAUUCAACGUCAGCGAGGAGGUCGCCCUCCUCACCAUCACCGUCUUCGUCAUAGGCUUCGGUGUCGGCCCGGUCGUCUUCGCGCCGCUUUCGGAAAUAUACGGCCGCAGGAUCAUAUAUGGGUCCACCCUCCUCAUCGCCGUCGUGUUCAUCAUCCCCUGUGCCGUGGCCAAGAAUAUCGGUACGCUGAUCGUCUGUCGUGCCAUCGACGGCAUCGCCUUCUCCGCGCCCAUGACCCUCGUGGGCGGUACGCUGGCCGACCUGUGGAAGAAUGAGGAGCGUGGCGUGCCAAUGGCUGCCUUCUCCGCCGCGCCAUUCAUCGGUCCUGCCAUCGGACCCCUCAUCGGUGGUUAUCUCUCUGACGCGACGGGCUGGCGCUGGCUGUACUGGAUCCAGCUCAUCUUCGCCUUUGUCGUGUGGGUCCUGAUCACCUUCACCGUGCCUGAGACGUACGCGCCGACCAUCCUCGCCCGCCGUGCUCAGAAGCUGCGCAAGGAGACUGGCAGCACUGAGCAUGUCACUGAGCAAGAUCUCGACAAGAGGCCCUUCUCCGAGCGGUUGACAAUCUUCCUGAUCCGACCGCUGCAGUUGCUCUUUGGAGAGCUCAUCGUGUUCCUUAUCUCUCUGUACAUGUCUGUUCUCUAUGGAUUGCUGUAUAUGUUCUUCGUGGCAUUCCCUAUCAUUUACCAGGAGGGUAAAGGAUGGAGCGCAGGCAGCACAGGUCUGAUGUUUAUUCCUUUGGCCCUCGGUGUCCUCGCUUCAGCCGCCAGCGCCCCAUUGGUAAACAAACACUACCUGAAGAUCUCACAACGCUGGAACGGCAGCCCCCCGGCCGAAUAUCGACUUAUCCCGAUGAUGUGCUCCUGCUGGUUCAUCCCCCUAGGCCUGGUCAUCUUCGCCUGGACGUCAUACCCAAGGCUGCACUGGUUCGGCCCGGCCUUCGGCGGCUUCUGGGUCGGGUUCGGCUUCAUCUUCCUGUACAACGCAGCCAACAACUACCUGGUCGACUCGUACCAGCACCAGGCGGCAUCAGCCCUUGCGGCCAAGACCUUUAUCCGCAGCUUCUGGGGCGCCGCCGUCGUGCUCUUCACGGAGCAGAUGUACGCUGGCUGCGGCUACCAGUGGGCGAGCAUGAUUCUGUUCUUCAUGGCGCUAGCGUGCUGCGGCAUCCCGUUCCUGUUCUGGAAAUAUGGUGCUAAGAUCCGUGCGAGGAGCAAGUACGCUUAUGCCGGUGACGACGACGAACAGAAUGCCUCUGGAACAAGUGAUGAGGAGAACCAGAUCAAGAAGAGCGCUGGUAUUGAGGCUGGCGCGGUGCUCGGAACGACUCGAAAUAGCGCGGCGCCGCCUUUGGCCACUGGCCCGGCACCUUAA
Diaporthe amygdali is the source of this 1815-nucleotide messenger RNA. Its product is annotated as polyamine transporter 2. The coding region runs from base 1 to 1815 and encodes 604 amino acids. Gene Ontology annotation, molecular function: transmembrane transporter activity. NCBI's taxonomy places the organism in Eukaryota, Fungi, Ascomycota, Sordariomycetes, Diaporthales, Diaporthaceae. Gene Ontology annotation, biological process: transmembrane transport. The record is from RefSeq and is a predicted model, not a curated record. The transcript is spliced from 2 exons.